CUAGAAUGGUUUUGCGCGCGCACAUCUAUGACGUAGUAUAUGCUUACACGCGCAUACAUGUAAAACCAAAUUGACAUGUUAAUGAAAGUCAGAAAAUAAUACGAAAUGGCGACUUCAAAAACUUCAAAUACAUAUAAUCGACAAAAUUGGGAAGAUGCAGAGUUUCCAAUUUUAUGCCAAACAUGCCUUGGUGACAACCCAUACAUUCGAAUGAUGAAAGAAAAAUAUGGCAAGGAAUGUAAGAUUUGCAUGCGUCCUUUCACAGUAUUUCGUUGGUGUCCCGGUGCAAGAAUGCGUUUCAAAAAAACUGAAGUCUGUCAAACUUGCAGCCGUUUAAAGAAUGUUUGUCAAACAUGUUUACUUGAUUUAGAAUAUGGGCUACCAAUUCAAGUGCGUGACGCGGCCUUAAAAAUAAAAGAUGAUCUACCACGUUCGAAUGUUAAUAAAGAAUAUUACGUUCAAAAUAUUGACAAUGAAAUCAGUAAAAUGGAUCAUACAUCGCCAGCAGGUGCCGUUGGAAAAUCUGCUGCCGCCAGUGAUUUAUUAAUGAAACUCGCAAGAACAAGUCCAUAUUACAAAAGAAAUCGACCUCACAUUUGUUCUUUUUAUGUGAAAGGUGAAUGUAAAAGAGGCGAGGAAUGUCCAUAUCGUCAUGAGAAACCAACAGAUCCUGAUGAUCCGUUGGCUGAUCAAAAUAUUAAAGAUCGUUAUUAUGGUGUUAAUGAUCCAGUUGCUGAUAAAUUAAUGCGACGUGCCGCAGCAAUGCCAAAGUUAGAUGCACCAGAGGAUAAAUCAAUUACAACACUCUAUAUUGGUAAUUUGGGCGAAGCCUUAACUGAGAAACAAUUGCGUGAUCACUUUUAUCAAUAUGGAGAGAUUAGAUCGGUGACAAUGGUACCGCGACAACAGUGUGCCUUUAUUCAAUACACGCAAAGAAAUGCCGCUGAAGCUGCUGCCGAAAGAACAUUUAAUAAAUUAAUAUUGGGUGGUCGACGUCUGACAAUUAAAUGGGGACGUUCUCAAGGUCGUCAGGCAAUAUCAGUUGCUGAAGGUAGUCGAGAAAUGUUGGAACCCGUUCCUGGAUUACCAGGCGCUUUACCACCACCGCCACCACGUGCUAUUGGAAGUGAUUUCUUCAAUUUGCAACCAACUGCCAGUAUGUUGCCACCAAUGAUGAUUCCACCACCACCAGUAGCUCCACCAUUUAUGUUCCCACCGCAAAUAGCAGCUGCUGCCGCUGUUGCUGCAGCAGCCGCUCCAAUAUUCCCACCUGGAACAGCACCCAUUCAUUAUCCAAGUCAAGAUCCAUCAAGAAUGGGAGCUUCUCAAGGUAUCGGCAAACCUUGGCCUGAAGAAUAAUUUUUCUCAUCCUACAAGUAUAUGUAAAUAUAUGCAUUGCAUAUAAUAAACUAAAUUACUUUAGCGAUUGAAAUUUAAAAUAGGUUUAUUUUAAUUAUUAAUAAAUCAUUUUUAAUGGAA
Molecule: messenger RNA, 1479 nt
Organism: Leptopilina boulardi
Lineage: Eukaryota; Metazoa; Arthropoda; Insecta; Hymenoptera; Figitidae
Product: pre-mRNA-splicing factor RBM22
Exons: 3
Coding region: 106-1359 (417 amino acids)
Cellular component (GO): U2-type catalytic step 1 spliceosome; U2-type catalytic step 2 spliceosome; Prp19 complex
Molecular function (GO): metal ion binding; U6 snRNA binding; pre-mRNA binding
Source: RefSeq, a predicted model, not a curated record